Bursaphelenchus okinawaensis is the source of this 1929-nucleotide messenger RNA. Lineage: Eukaryota; Metazoa; Nematoda; Chromadorea; Rhabditida; Aphelenchoididae. The record is from the annotation of a GenBank genome assembly.
AUGAUCGCUUACACCAGGAUAUGCGUCGCGAUUGUGUCGUUUGUUUUGGUGAGUUUGGAGGGUGGAGCAAGAGAUACUAUAUAGUAUCUGAUUUUUGAGUACUAUAUAGUACGCGGUCUUUAUACUAGCCACAUUUUACGGCGAUAGGUAUGCUAAAGGUGUUUUAUUAGGUUGUCAAAAUAAUUCUGUACCCCUCACAAAGAAAAUUUUUGAAGUUAGGGGCACAGAAUUUUUGAACGACCUGGUAUAAAAUAGGGGUCGAAAAGUAAAUAGAAUGCUGUCAAAAAUUUUUAAAAAUUUAUUUUCAGUUAUGUAGUGCCUUGGUCAGUAGUGCUGUUGUAGUGCGUUUACCCAUUGCUCCAACACGAAAUGGUAAGUUUUUUCAAAAUUAAAAAAUUUAAGAUCGAAAGUUAAAUUUUUAAAAUCAAAUUUUUUUCAAAUUUUUUUCUAAAAAAUUUUCAAAUUUUUUUUCAGAUACUCGUAUUUUACAUUUAAAUUUAAUUUUUCAGCGAUAUUUUCAAAACGUGCAUUAGACGCGUUGGAAGGAGCAGACUUUGGACUAAAAAAACGGGCUUUAGACUCGCUAGAAAGGGAAGACUUUGGUCUAAAGAAGCGGGCGCUGGACUCGCUGGAAGGUGCUGAUUUCGGGCUCAAGAAACGAGCACUAGACAUGCUCGAGGGAUCAGAUUUUGGGCUCAAAAAGAGGGCAUUGGACUCGCUAGAAGGCCAGGACUUUGGACUAAAAAAGCGGGCUUUAGACUCGUUGGAGGGCGCGGAUUUCGGUCUAAAAGUAAGUGGAAUUUAAAGGAAUUUAGUAUUAUGGUAGUUUAUUUUAUGUGUUUUUAUAGAUAACAACCAUAACUGUCUAUUUCUCAUACCUAUUUCAAUAUAAUGUUCACCUUUUAACUUCAGAAACGAGCCCUAGACGCGUUGGAAGGAACCGGCUUCGGCUUCGACAAAAGAGCCCUAGACAUGCUAGAAGGCUCUGAUUUUGGCCUCAAAAAGCGAGCAUUGGACUCGUUAGAAGGUCAAGACUUUGGACUGAAGAAGCGAGCACUAGACAUGCUAGAAGGCUCGGACUUUGGACUAAAAAAGAGGGCGUUGGACUCGCUAGAAGGCGCUGACUUUGGCCUAAAGAAACGGUCGCCCAUCGCACGGUAUUAUGCUCGAGGUGAGUUGGGUCUUUUUGAUAUUUUUAUUUUGAAAAUUUUUGACUUUUUUUUACAUAAUGUACUUUAUAGUACUAUCAUUUACUUUUUAAAAUAUUAAAAAAUUAAAACAUUAUGGGUCUCACCACGAAAACCUUUUAAUCUUUUAAAAACUAACCAAAAAUAGUCGAAAAUAGGCCGAAUGUCAUUAAUUAAGAAACAAAAAUAGACCAAUUCCGUUACUUUUUACUGCCUUUUCGCACUCUUAAGCUAAAGUCUUGGCAAUGAGUCAAAAAACAUUUUUGAAGUUUCACAAAAUACGUCAUCAUUACUUAUUUUCUAAAGAAACCUAAAGGUUCAAAAUAAAAUUGCGGCAUCAUAGCUGCGUAAGUAAUCUUGUUAUACUUUAAGGCCGUUUUAUAGUAAAACUUUAAAGUACGAGUUAUUGAGAUAUUAUUGCCGCAAGGGAUUUUGGUUUUAAAACGGUAAAAUGGACUUACAUUGGUAGAAAUGAACUUUGAAUUGAUUGAAAUAAGCUUAAAAUGGCAUAUUUCAACAAAUUGUUAAAUUAAAAUGAACUUUUUCAAAAUUCAAUAUGUUAUAUUAUAGUAGGCCAGGAUGACCAGAAACCCCUUAAAAUAAAAGAAAAAACCUUGAAUUUGCAAAACCACAUACAUAACUUCAUAUAGUUUUAGCUGUCGACAUGAAAAAGCUGAACGAACUAAAGAAGCUGCUCGAAGCCGAGCUCCGACGUCGCUUCGAAAAGGAAAACGAUGCCUAA